Messenger RNA from Caenorhabditis elegans, 1023 nucleotides. The record is from the annotation of a RefSeq genome assembly. Lineage: Eukaryota; Metazoa; Nematoda; Chromadorea; Rhabditida; Rhabditidae.
AUGUGCUUAAUAUGUGGCUCCCCGGUAGCCGAGCCACAUUUCGGAGGAAUAUCUUGUCGAGCAUGUGCGGCAUUUUUUCGUAGAUACCAUCAUGCGAAACGAGAUGUGACACAAUGUACCUGUAAGAUACUAACGUCGAAAUCCCAUCCAUGCCGAAGAUGCCGGGUUUUGAAAUGUUUCGAGGCGGGGAUGACAGUUGAAAAAAUUCGAGUGAAUCGAGACAAAAAUUCCACUACAAUAGCAAUUUCAGAAAGUCCAUCAUCAUUGUUAACAGCCCGAAUAAUUCUUCGCGAUACUUCCAAUGUUCAUUGUGCCGUGCUCCACUGGAAACAAUUCGAAGUGACUCGAAGUAAAAUUGCAGAUGGAACCUACAACCAGUUGAACAUUUUUGAACUUUCGUGUGCUGUCAGCAAGGAUAUUGGUUUGACAAAAAUGGUUCACAAUCUGUUUCCUUCCACGGAAAAACUGAAAAAUGGCGAUAAGGGAGCUCUUUUGCGGAACUUUAUUCCAAAGUUAUGGCUGAUUGAUCCUGUCUUGGAUUAUAUACGGAAUUUUGAGGAAUACGAUGCGAUUGGACAAUCUGAUUUAGAAAAACUAAUCAUCGAUUUUUACAAGGGAGCUUUUUCGGUAAAAUGUAGCAUGAGUGAUGAAGAUAUAAUAAGAACUUUUUCACCAAUUUGGUCGUUCUACUUUUUCAAUUUGAUUCAACCUAUCAUAUCGAUGAAGUUGGAGGAGCCAGAAUUUAUGGCAAUUGUUUGGCUGAUGUUUUUUGAUAGCAGCUACUCAAAUAUAUCCGAUGAAUGUCUGGAAAUGUGCAGAAAUAUCAGAAAAAUUGUUUUGAGGGAGCUACGGAACUAUCAAAUAGAUAUAAAUUGUGGAGAAAAGCGAUUUGAAACACUGGAGUCAUUGGAAUAUUUCGAAAAAGGAGAUAAAAAAUUGAUGGAAGAAAUUCUCAUUUGUCAGAUUAAUAAUAUCAAAAUACACGACGAUUUUCGAGAAAUACUCAGCGAGACUAAACUUUAA